This is a messenger RNA of Nelumbo nucifera (sacred lotus), 2698 nucleotides long. Its product is annotated as Subtilase family protein. The record is from RefSeq and is a predicted model, not a curated record. NCBI's taxonomy places the organism in Eukaryota, Viridiplantae, Streptophyta, Magnoliopsida, Proteales, Nelumbonaceae. Gene Ontology annotation, molecular function: serine-type endopeptidase activity. Gene Ontology annotation, biological process: proteolysis.
CCUCUCUCUCUCUCUCUCUCUCUCUCUCUCUCUCUCUCUCUCACUCUGUCCUCGCUUUUUUAUUGAGUUGACGAUGAUUGAGGAGAGUGUGUAGAUCCUCCUCCACCGGACAACCACCACCACCACCGCCGACGAUAAAAAGGAAGUUGAAGCAGAACCGAAGAAGGCUACGGCCCCCGUCAUGGCCAUUUCGGUGCCUUCUAUGAUCAACUCCGUGUUUCUCUUUUUAUGUGUUGUCCUUACUACCAUCUCUCCCACGCUAUCGUUCCAUGGCGUUCAGACGUUCAUCGUCCACGUGUCAAAAUCACAGCGACCUCCAUACCUCACAUCUCACCAUUGGUACAGCUCCAUCCUCCGUUCUCUUCCCCAAUCUCCUCCCUCCACCAGGAUCCUCUACGUCUACGACCACGCCAUAACCGGCUUCUCCGCCCACCUCACCCAAUCUCAGGUCGCCGAGCUCCAACGCAUCCCCGGCGUCCUCUCCAUCCUCCCCGACCGUCCCCACCAACUCCACACUACCCGCACCCCUCACUUCCUCGGCCUUGCGGACACUUUCGGUCUAUGGCCCAACUCUGACUACGCCGACGAUGUCAUCAUCGGUGUCCUCGACACCGGUAUCUGGCCUGAGCGUCGCAGCUUCUACGACUCCGACCUAUCCGAAAUUCCUUCCGGAUGGAAGGGCACCUGCGAGACCGGCCCCGAUUUCCCGGCCUCGUCGUGCAACGGGAAGAUCAUUGGAGCAAGAGCUUUCUACAGAGGAUACGAAGCUGCCCUUGGAAGACCCAUGAACGACACGGUGGAGUCGAAAUCGCCGAGGGACACCGAAGGGCACGGGACUCACACGGCAUCCACAGCUGCCGGAGCAGCCGUUAGAGAAGCUGGGUUUUAUAAGUUCGCGGUGGGGGAAGCCAGAGGCAUGGCUACCAGGGCAAGAAUCGCUGCGUACAAGGUCUGCUGGAAACUCGGUUGUUUUGAUUCCGAUAUUUUAGCCGCAAUGGAUCAUGCCAUCGCCGAUGGCGUACAUAUAAUCUCUCUUUCCGUUGGCGCGACCGGCUACGCACCUCCAUACUAUCAUGAUUCUAUCGCCAUCGGAGCGUUUGGCGCCAUUCAGAAGGGCGUGCUUGUUUCUUGCUCUGCCGGGAAUUCUGGGCCGGAACCGUACACCGCCGUCAAUAUUGCGCCAUGGAUUAUCACCGUUGGAGCGUCAACCAUCGACAGGGAAUUUCCAGCGGAUGUUGUGCUUGGCGAUGGGAGAGUCUUCAAUGGAGUGUCGCUAUACUCCGGGGAUCCGCUCGGCGAUUCGGGUCAUCUGUUACCUCUCGUGUAUGCCGCAGACUGCGGCAGCAGACUGUGCUAUCCGGGUAAGCUUGAUCCGACGAAGGUGGCCGGGAAGAUAGUCGUGUGUGACAGGGGAGGUAAUGCUAGGGUCGAGAAGGGAAGUGCCAUCAAGAUCUCCGGCGGAGCGGGGAUGAUUAUGGCCAACACGGCCGAAAGCGGCGAAGAGCUCAUAGCCGAUUCUCAUCUCCUCCCGGCGACUAUGGUGGGUCAGACGUCAGGAGACAAGAUCCGCGACUACAUCAGAUCAGAUCCCUCGCCAACGGCCACCAUAGUGUUCCGAGGGACGGUGAUUGGGGCUUCACCCUCGGCUCCAAAGGUGGCAUCUUUUUCGAGCCGUGGUCCGAACUAUCAAACAGCAGAGAUCCUGAAACCGGACGUUAUAGCCCCCGGCGUCAACAUCUUAGCCGGAUGGACCGGGUACAAUGGGCCGACCGAUUUGGACAUCGACCCGAGAAGAGUGGAGUUCAAUAUAAUAUCGGGAACCUCCAUGGCCUGCCCGCACGUCAGUGGAUUGGCCGCUUUGCUUCGGAAGGCAUACCCGAAGUGGACCCCAGCUGCCCUAAAGUCUGCCCUCAUGACGACAGCGUACAACCUGGAUAACGGAGGAAAGAAUAUCUCGGAUCUUGCAACUGGGAAAGAAUCAACACCGUUCGUACAUGGAGCGGGACACGUAGACCCAAAUAGAGCCCUUGAUCCGGGUUUGGUAUACGAUAUAAGCGUGAAUGACUACGUGGAAUUCCUUUGCUCCAUUGGAUACGACGAGAAGAUGAUCGCGCUUUUCAUCAGGGAUGGCAAUACAAGUGUGAAUUGCAGUGCACAGAGCUUACCUAGUCCUGGGGAUCUAAACUACCCAUCAUUCUCUGUGGUAUUUAAAUUGAACGGCGGGAAAGAUGUGGUGAAAUACAGGAGAGUUGUUACGAACGUGGGAGAUUCAGUGGAUGCGGUAUACGAGGCGAAGGUAUGGGGUCCAGAUUCGGUUGAGAUAAGUGUUUCGCCGAGUAAGCUUGUGUUUAGUGGAGAAGAAGAGAGGCAAUCGUAUGAGAUAACAUUCAAGAGUGUGGUCCCACCAAAUGAGACGGAGGAGCGUACAGCGUCAGCGUCCAAGUUUGGGUGGAUAGAGUGGAGCGAUGGAAGCCACAGAGUGAGAAGCCCAAUUGCAUUCUGGUGGCAGCCGAAGCUGGUGUCUUCCAUUUGAAUUUUAAUUAAUAUACUAGUACUAGUGUGGUGGUCUAGCCGUGCAGGGAGUAGGGAUAAUCAUCUGACGUUGGUAUUUAAUAUUCAUGUUGGAAUUGGAAAUACUUGGAUUUUAUUUACGUUGGAAUUGGAAAGACCCAAAAUCAAGCAAAAAAGUUGGAAUCUA